UGCCUGGGCACUGAAAAGGUCCUUUUGUAUGUUUGAGUGGUGAGUGGUGAGUCCCUCUUUGUGUUAGCGCUGAGUGGGCAGCAUUACUGUGCAUGGAAAAUGAGAGGCCUUUCGGGCAAAUGAGGGCUUUGUACCUGUUGUGGGGAUUUAGGUCUUCUCUAUAGGGCAGGUUUGUGGGUUUUAAGCUGGGAAGAAGAGAGUAAGAUCAAUACUGAGGUAGAAUCUGUGCUGUGAUAAACCCAGUGCCAGGCUACUUUGGGCAAUAAGACAGAUAUUUGUUGGAAGUCAUCAUCAGAUCAUGUCUGAGCUUUCAUGAUUUUUUUCUUAGGAACAGUGGAGGUCUGAAAGUUCUAUUUCCCUGUUUCCUGUGGCAGGAAAUCAGACAGGCCUAUUUUAUUGUGUGUGUGGCAUGUUGUCCCCCCCAGAAGUGGGCAAGGAUCUCCUGCCUCACGGGUCUAAACCAGAGAUUUACCAGUUCCUGCCCUAGACUUGACAUAUUUGUUUUCUUUGCCAGGCGACAGUAAACACAAGUGUGCAGGAACAAUUUGCCAUGGAAGCCAAGGAGAUUGAGAGCCCCACACCCACUGACCAUCUCCUCCCUGGUACCACCCAGCCCAGGGUGGAAGAAGAUGUCAACUUGCCACCUGAAGGGUCCCCAGAAACUAUGCAGCUAAAGAAGGAGAUCUCUCUGCUGAAUGGGGUUAGCCUGGUGGUGGGCAACAUGAUUGGCUCAGGAAUUUUUGUCUCUCCCAAGGGGGUGCUGCAACACACUGCCUCCUAUGGGUUGUCACUGGUGGUGUGGGCCGUUGGUGGACUCUUCUCUGUUGUGGGUGCCCUUUGUUAUGCGGAGCUGGGGACCACCAUCACCAAGUCAGGGGCGAGCUAUGCUUAUAUUCUAGAAGCCUUUGGGGGCUUCAUUGCCUUCAUCCGCCUGUGGGCCUCCCUGCUAAUUGUGGAGCCUACCAGUCAGGCCAUCAUUGCUAUCACCUUCGCCAACUACAUCAUCCAGCCCUCCUUCCCCACCUGUCAUUCCCCAUACCUGGCCUGCCGUCUCCUCGCUGCUGCCUGUGUAUGUCUGCUGACAUUUGUGAACUGUGCCUACGUCAAGUGGGGCACUCGAGUACAGGACAUGUUCACGUAUGCCAAGGUCCUAGCGCUCAUUGCCAUCAUUAUCAUGGGCCUUGUUAAACUGUGCCAGGGACACUCUGAACACUUUCAAAACACCUUUGAGGGUUCCUUCUGGAAUGUGGGAAACCUCUCUCUUUCCCUGUACUCUGCCCUCUUCUCUUACUCAGGUUGGGACACCCUUAAUUUUGUAACAGAAGAAAUCAAAAACCCAGAAAGAAACUUGCCCUUGGCUAUUGGGAUCUCUAUGCCAAUUGUGACGCUGAUCUACAUCCUGACCAAUGUGGCCUAUUACACAGUGCUGAGCAUUUCGGAGAUCCUUGACAGCAACGCAGUAGCUGUGACAUUUGCUGACCAGACAUUUAGCAAGUUCAGUUGGAUCAUCCCCAUUGCUGUUGCACUGUCUUGCUUUGGGGGCCUCAACGCGUCUAUCUUUGCUUCAUCAAGGUUGUACUUUGUGGGCUCCCGAGAGGGCCAUCUCCCAGACCUUCUGUCCAUGAUCCACGUUGAGCGUUUUACACCCAUCCCUGCUUUAUUGUUCAAUUGCACUAUGACGCUCAUCUACCUCAUUGUGGAGGAUGUUUCCCUGCUCAUCAACUACUUCAGCUUCAGCUACUGGUUCUUUGUGGGCCUCUCUGUUGUCGGACAGCUCUAUCUUCGCUGGAAGGAGCCUGAACGGUCCCGACCUCUCAAGCUGAGCCUCUUUUUUCCCAUCCUGUUCUGCAUAUGCUCCACGUUUCUGGUGAUUGUGCCUCUCUUCAGUGAUAGCAUCAAUUCCCUGAUUGGCAUUGGAAUCACCCUCUCCGGGGUUCCUGUCUACUUCAUGGGUGUUUACCUGCCAGAGUCCCAGAGGCCACUCUUUGUUCGGAAAGUCCUAGCUACUAUCACCAGAGUUACCCAACUCCUUUGCUUUUGCGUCCUGACUGAGCUAGAUGUAGCUCAAGAAAAAAAGGUUGAGAGGAAAACUGACUAGAAACCAGAGGUGACAUCCCCCAAGAUCCGGAAGGCUGACCACUUGCGGCCAUGGCCAUCAAAGUCCAGAUACCUGAAUUAAAGGAGCUUGUUGACACAUUCUGUAAGGGGGCUCAGGGCCAGGGCUUACUUACCAUAAGCUAUGGGAGGAUCCUCAGGGUUGGGACCAGCCUGAAGGUGGGGAUCUCAGGAAGGAGGGGAGGGUGGGGAGCAGGGGAAUGUUAGUUUUCCUCCUGGUGGUUAGUGGCAAUCCUGACAAACACCUGGUAAAUGCAGUGGGGGAAGGAAUGCUAGGUUGAUAACUAGGGCUGGUGGCUCACAGCAGUUUGAAGUUUGAACCAGGAGUCUACACGGGCUACUUUUGGGGGAAGUUUUCCUUUGAUCAGGUCCAGCCACCUGACUUACAAUGCUAUAGUUUUUUUAACUGGCUCAAAAUUCUUCCCUGGAGAGAGGGUUGUAUGCCUUUGUUUUUUGGGGAGGAUGGAUAGCAAAGCUUUAUUUAACCAAUAUGGGAACAGUGUUUAUCCCAUUUCCUGAAAUUUGUAAGAGGAGUACCUGUCUUUGAACUUUACAAUCCAACAGUAGGCAUGAUGGGAGGAAAUCUUUUCAGGGUCUCAACAGUGUCCACUGAAGGUCCCUCUCAUCAAGGCUGACCUCUUGUGUGUUCAUAUGCUUAGAGGCACAGGAUUUCAUUGUGUACAGAUUAUCUAUCUCAUAGAGGAGGUCCUUCCUGCCUGAGUGGUUGGAUCAUUUUUGUACGUAAAGUCUUUAAGGAAGAAGGAAAGCUUCUGGCUCCGUAACGAGUUGGUCUUGGCCACUUGUUAUGCACCCUUUCGAGCUGGAACCUUGAUGCUUCAGUGGAGGCCAUGGUCCUGAAGCAGGCUGGGAAAAACCUCACUGUUCCAGCUGAGAAGCAGCUGGCCAUGCUAUGGCUGCCACCAAAUUCAAACUCUAUUCCAUUAUGUUAAUCCAGAACACCAAUUCUGUAAAACAUUAGUGUUCAUUUGAUUACAGGAUGCAAUAGGCUAUGUUUAAAAAUUCAGAGUACCCCAGACUUUCUGCCUCCAGACAUAAUUCUGACAAGAGAUUUUACACAAUCUUCUGUUCAGUCUUACCUGCAAACGAUUAAAAUCACAUACCUGUUACAUCAUUAGUAUAUAGAUCAACAUGUUACUAGCACCUGACUCAGGUCCAACAAGGACCAGUGAACAAAUUUAUGAGUCAGAAGUCUGGUAAUACUAUUUUGAAGGAUAAUCCUUUAUUUUAUUGAGAUGUUAGGUCUUUGUUCUAGUUGAUAGCAAGUAAAUCUCUGGGUUUCUGAUAGGAACAUUAAAAGUGCUGUACUGUUCUGGAAUUCAGGUGAAUCACCUGAAAUUUACCAGCUGUCAGUGAGUUUGAAGAACCUCUCACUGACCCAAGUCAUCACAUACUUGUUCCUCUCUGUAAGGGCAGGUGUGAGGGACUGCUGUGCAGACCCAAGCAAGCCCACCCUGGUGCUGGAAGUAGUUAUUUUCUUUUCUGAAAAAACCCAUGCCAGGCUGUAUCCUCUCUUCUGUCCUGGGUACCAGGCUUUGUUUACGCUCCUAGCUACUCCUAGCUGCCUUGGUGUGAAUUAUGGGAGUAGUGUACUUCUCUUCUGCUGACCUUCCCUUGCCAGAGGGCUGAUGGAGCUGUAGUCUCAGGAAGAGCUUGGUACUUGUGGGACUUCUGUUUUCUCCCCAUGGAUAACAGUGAACACUCCAGGAGAAAGACUGCUUCAACCUCAUUAUGGAUGCUCAGCUGACUAUAAGAAUGGAAGCAAAUACUUUUGGUGGUCAAGUUGGGCCACCAGGUCAGGUCAGAGCAAUGUUUGGCCUACAUGGAUCUUUUCAUGGGCAGCAUAGCUGCACUGGCUUGUACAACAGUCCAUUUUGGACCCAGAAGAACCUGCUGGCUUAGUAAUUAGCACACUCCAUGGACAACUUGUCCUUAAUUUUUGGAAUUGGUCAAUAGUAAAGACAAGAACUAUGAGGUGAUCUCUUCUGACCAUUCUUCACCAAACUGGCUUGUCACAGAUAAGGAUGCAACCCUGGAUGUAAUAUUUGCUCAAUAAAGAUUUGGGGGAACACAAUCACAGUUGCCUUUGGUUCAGGGUGUGCAUCUGUGAGAACAUAAGAGGGAGAUUCCUACUCUCAUGGAUUUAGGAUUUGUGUAACAAAUUCUUGCCUGAUCACAAGGAGUCUUAUGCAAAGGCUGACUUGCCUAAACUAUACAAAUAAGAUUCUUUUCUGAGCCAAGUUGGCACCCAUCCCACGGCUCCUCUUAAGCUAAUCCUAUAAGCAGAAUGUGUUGGAUUUGAGGAUCCCUGACCCUGGCUGUAGCAUUCUCCACACGAUAAGCAGCUAAUCUCAGGAAUCUGCUGCCCCCCAGGGGCAGGGGCUUCUACAGUAGGAGAAACAAAAGGCCUCACUACAGGUGCUCCACACUUGUUUAGUGAGCCUGUCAUCUUCUCAUUACUGGAUGCUAACGGUGGAUAGACUUCUCCCAUGAACCCUUCUGUGGCAGGAAAGCCAGACUCCCUAAGGCACUCAAGCUUCUCCCUAAAGCAGAAUUAAUUCCCAUCAAGUCUUUUGUCUCCUUUAAUUGGUGUGCUAAUCAUCACUUUUGCUGUGGUACAGUUUGUAACUUUUUGCACUGAGCAGUUUGUGAAAUUGUUGGCCCCUCUAAUGUUGGCAGAACUCAUGAACAUAUAAAUAGUGGUCAGCAAAUUUACAAUGGCAGAGUAGUUUUUAAUCUUUUUUUUGGUACCGGGGAUUGAACUUGGGUUCUUGCGCUUGCAAAGCAGGUGGUGGAUCCACUGAGCUAAAUCCCCUGCCCUUUAAUCUUUGGUUUCUAAUGCCUACAAAAAAAGAGACUAAUAUGACUAGUAUUAGACAUUAAGUUACUUAUUUGCAACAGUGAAUUUUACCUUUGUGGAUACUCAGAAUUUGGCUAGGGCUGGGGAUUUAGCUCAGUGGUUCCGGAGCCUGCCUUGCAAGUGCAAGGACCCAAGUUUGAUCCCCAGUACCAAACAGAAUUUGGCUAACAACUCCAUGCAGAUAUGAACUAAUGUAGAUAAAGGCUUACAAAAUGUAGAUAAAAAAGAAUGGGUGGGGGUAAGACAGAGCAAUUCAGAAUCUUAAAGCGGUAGGAAGGGCUGGAGAUUUGGCUCAUUGGUUCCACCACCUGUCUCUCAAGUGUAAGGACCUGAGUUUGAUCCCUAUACCAAAAAAAAAAAAAGCUUCUCCCUGUAUAAUUUAUUUUCCCAUGUGACAGUGGGGGACAAAUUCUCGUAAGGGAAGAGCAUACCUCAAAUCAAAGGUUCUGCAUUGCUUCCCUGUGUUGUCCAAUAUAGUAGCUACCACCUACAUGUAGCUGAAUUAAAAUGAAGUAAAAGCUGGGCAUGGUGGAACACGCCUAUGAUUCCAGCACGCAGGAGGUUGAGGAAGGAGUAUCAUUACAAGUUCAAAGCUAGGCUGGUCUACAUAGUUUAAGAUCAGCCUAAACCAGGGAGAUCCUGUCUUAGAACAACAAAAAUUACUGUUUUAUCGUUGUACUAGUCAGACUGUAAAAGUUCCAUAGCUACAUGUAUCUAAUGGCUACUACUGCAUAGUGCAGAUAUAAUCCCUGUAGAAAGUUCUAUGAGAUACAAAUGGGGGAAGGGAUAAAAUAAAAUUUAUUAAAAAAAAAAAAAAAAAAGAAAGUUCUAUGGGAUAAUGUUACAUCAGUGAAAUUGUAACUCAGGAUAGCUAGGGUUUGCAAAGGAGUAGGGAGAAAACUUGCUGACUAAAGAGAUACAAAUUCUGGUAAGAAGACCGGUUCUGUUGAUAGUAUAGUCCACCUUCCAUAUCCAGGGACUCUGGAUUCCUGUACUGAAACAACUGUGGCUGGAAAAUACUUCGGGUGAAAACUGCAUCUAUACUACACAUGAACAGGUUUAUUUUUUUCUUGCCACUAUUCCCUAAACAAUAUGUAUAUAACAAUCACAUAGCAUUUAUAUUGUAUUAGGUUUUAUAAAUAAUCUGGAGAUGAUGACAGAGUAUGCAGAGGAUGUGCAAGGGUUCUGUGAAAAUGUCAUUUUAUACAAGGGACUUGAGAAUCUGUGGAUGUUGGUUUUCAUUCACAGGAGGUCAUGGAACCAAUCAUUUGAGGGAUGAUUAUGGUGAGUGAUAUGAAUAGUAAACAUUUUUUGACUUGAAAGCCAAGUGUAGGAUGUGCUUUCUUUUUCCUCCCCUAAGUCCUUACUAAGGUUAAUUCUGAAACUUCUACACUAACUGCCCCCCUUUUUUGUGGAGCUGAAGUAUAGUAGGAAAAUACCUAAGAUACUCAGAGUUAAAGAUUUUGAGCUGGAUGGUGGUACAUGCCUGAAAUUGCAGCACUUGGGAGGCUGAUGUAGGAUCUGCCCGAGUUGGAGGCCAGCCUGAACUACAUAGUGAGACCCCAUCUCAAGAAGCCAGAGAAACAAAGUUUUGAAGGCAUUGGCCUGUUUCCAUGUUCAAAAAUAGCUUUAUUAAACAGAGAAACACAUUCAUGCAUACUAUUUCUUGGCCCCAUGCCAAAAGAAGAAUCUUUACAACCAUUUUCAGAGUACAAGGCCAGGAGGCAAGAUAGCUAUUAAUACCUCGCACAGCUCAGAUAGAUUCUAUUUCCUGUUCUGUUUUUUUUUUUUUUUUUUUUUUUUU
Molecule: messenger RNA, 6797 nt
Organism: Fukomys damarensis (Damara mole-rat)
Lineage: Eukaryota; Metazoa; Chordata; Mammalia; Rodentia; Bathyergidae
Gene: Slc7a6
Product: solute carrier family 7 member 6
Exons: 9
Coding region: 551-2098 (515 amino acids)
Biological process (GO): amino acid transmembrane transport
Cellular component (GO): membrane
Molecular function (GO): L-amino acid transmembrane transporter activity
Source: RefSeq, a predicted model, not a curated record